AUGGGUUGUCUCCGACGGUGGGAGGGACCAUCACAGCCCCACUGGUCAGCUACCGCCCGCCUCAAGCUGGGCAGCCCCCAGCCAGUAAGGAAAAAGACCGACAAGCAGACUGCAAACCCUGCACCAGGCAAAGACAGAAAAAGAAGACCACCAAUCUUGCGAUUAGCAAGCUGGAAUGUCAGGACAAUGUGUCCUGGCCUCUCCAGCGACCUACAACAGGUCAAUGACUCAAGAAAAACAGCCAUCAUCGACCGCGAGCUCACAAGGCUGAACAUUGACAUUGCUGCGCUGCAAGAACAGAACUACACGUUCUUCUGGCAGGGCAAGAAACCCGAGGAACCAAGAGUGCAUGGCGUUGGAUUCGCAGUGAAGAAUUCUCUGUUGUCCACUGUAGAACCACCAUCCACUGGUUCCGCCCGCAUCUUGUCUCUCCGCCUGUCAACCUUCUCAGGCCCAGCGAACAUCCUGAGCAUCUACGCUCCCACACUCUGCUCUUCAGCCGAGACCAAGGACCAGUUCUACGAGGAGCUUGACACCACCAUCAGAGACAUCCCUGCCAUGGAACAACUAUACCUGCUCGGCGACUUCAAUGCCCGAGUGGGUUCCGACCGUGACUCCUGGCCCAGCUGCAUCGGUCACUUCGGCAUCGGCAAGAUGAACGAAAAUGGACAGAGGCUUCUUGAGUUAUGCUCUUACCACGACCUAUGCAUAACCAACACAUUCUUUGCCACCAAGCCGCAUCGCCGAGUGUCCUGGCGGCAUCCCAGAUCUCGCCACUGGCACCAGCUGGAUCUCGUCAUCAUUCGGAGACCUUCACUGAACUGUGUUCUCACCACACGCAGCUAUCACAGUGCUGACUGCGACACUGACCACUCCAUGGUCGGCAGUAAAAUCCGUCUCCAACCCAAACGGAUCCACCAAUCUAAGCAGGAAGGUCGUCCCCGCAUUAACACCAGCAAGACGGCAAUCCCAGACCUGUGCGAGUGCUUCACCAAUUCCAUUGAGGAUGCCCUCAAAAACUGCCCUGGUGGCAACACUGAAGAGAGGUGGAGUCACAUCCGUGAUUUCAUCUACAACUCUGCAAUGGACACCUUCGGCAAGAGAGAGAGGCAGAACCCGGAUUGGUUCGAAGCCGGCAUUGCUGAACUAGAGCCAGCAAUUGAGGCCAAGAGAGCUGCCCUCAUUAAUCACAAGAGGGAGCCUUCUGUGAAGUCACUCGCUGCACUCAGGAAGGCCAGGAACGACGCCCAACGGAUCGUUCGGCGCUGCGCAAAUGACUACUGGAUCAACCUUUGUGAGAGUAUCCAGCUCUCUGAUGACUGUGGCAAUAUUCGUGGCAUGUAUGAAGGCAUGAAGAAGGCCUUCAGCCCAAGCAUAAACAAGAUCGCGCCCCUGAAAUCAACUGCCGGCGACAUCAUAACAGACCGCAGCAAGCAGAUGGAGAGAUGGGCUGAACACUACCAGGAGCUCUACUCAAGAGAGAACGUGGUCACAGCCGCAGCUGCCGAGAACACCGCCAGCCUCCCUGUCAUGGAGGAGCUAGACGCUCCACCCUCCGUAGAUGAACUGAGCAAGGCUAUCGACUCCCUAGCCUGCGGCAAAGCUCCAGGAAAAGAUGGCAUCCCACCUGAAGUCAUCAAGGUGGGAAAGAAGACUGCUCUCCUUCACCAUCUGCACCAGCUGCUGCAGCAGUGCUGGGAAGAAGGAACAGUGCCCCAAGAGAUGCGUGACGCCAACAUCGUCACUCUAUACAAGAACAAGGGCAACCGCAGGGACUGUAACAACUACCGUGGAAUAUCCCUCCUCAGCAUUGUUGGGAAGGCCUUCGCCCGUGUAGUCCUCAACAGACUGCAGUUGCUCACAGAGCGUGUAUACCCCGAGGCCCAGUGUGGGUUUAGAGCAGGAAGAUCAACCAUCGACAUGAUCUUCUCCCUACGACAGCUCCAGGAGAAAUGCCGCGAACAGAGGCGACCGCUUUACAUCGCAUUUAUUGACCUAACCAAGGCCUUCGACCUCGUCAGCAGGAACGGCCUUUUCACUCUGCUGCAGAAGAUUGGAUGCCCCCCCAAGCUCCUGAGGAUGAUAACGUCUUUCCAUGAAGACAUGCAGGGCACUGUACAGUAUGAUGGUUCCUCCUCGGACCCAUUUCCAAUCAAGAGCGGGGUGAAACAAGGGUGCGUACUCGCUCCGACACUCUUCGGAAUCUUCUUCUCUUUGCUGCUGUCCUACGCCUUCAGCCAGUCAGAGGACGGAGUGUACAUUCACACCAGAAGCGACGGCAGCCUCUUCAAACUUGCCCGCCUCCGAGCUAAGACCAAAGUGAGGCAGGUACUCAUACGUGAGAUGCUCUUCGCUGAUGAUGCAGUACUGACGGCACACUCUGAAGAAGCAUUGCAGCGACUCAUCAACUGCUUCGCGCAUGCAUGCAGAGAGUUUGGCUUGACCAUCAGCCUAAAGAAGACAAACAUCCUGGGCCAAGAUGUGAGCAGUACCCCAAGCACCACCAUUGGUGAUUACACCCUCGAGGUCGUCGAGGACUUUACGUACCUAGGCUCCACCAUUGCCAGCAACCUCUCCCUGGACGCCGAACUCAACAAGCGCAUCGGCAAGGCGGCAACUGCCACGGCUCGCCUGGCAAAGAGGGUCUGGGACAACAAGAAGCUGACCACCAACACCAAGAUGAAGGUGUACCAGGCCUGCGUGCUCAGCACGCUGCUCUACGGCAGCGAGUCUUGGACCCUCUACUCCCGCCAAGAGUGCAGGCUCAGUACCCUCCAUCUGCGCAACCUCAGGAGGAUCCUGGGAAUCACCUGGCAGGACCGCGUCCCAAACAAGAACGUCCUUGAUCAAGCAGGCAUCCCGAGCAUGUUCGUCCUGCUCACCCAGCGUCGGCUCCGGUGGCUUGGCCAUGUCAGGAGAAUGGACGAUGGGAGGAUCCCCAAAGACAUUCUGUUUGGCGAGCUCGCCACUGGCUCCAGACCUACAGGAAGACCUCUCCUACGCUUCAAGGAUGUCUGUAAGCGAGACAUGAGGGCAGGUGACAUCAGUGGCUGA
This is a messenger RNA of Penaeus monodon (black tiger shrimp), 3054 nucleotides long. RefSeq lists its product as uncharacterized. Bases 1 to 3054 code for a protein of 1017 amino acids. The transcript is spliced from 3 exons. Lineage: Eukaryota; Metazoa; Arthropoda; Malacostraca; Decapoda; Penaeidae. Gene Ontology annotation, molecular function: catalytic activity. The record is from RefSeq and is a predicted model, not a curated record.